Molecule: messenger RNA, 2451 nt
Organism: Linum trigynum
Lineage: Eukaryota; Viridiplantae; Streptophyta; Magnoliopsida; Malpighiales; Linaceae
Source: the annotation of a GenBank genome assembly
CAGGCCAACGGACCGGGUACAAAGCUAGUUUAGUUAUCGAGUUUGCACUUUAUCUGGAUCCUAUGCAACCUAUCUUGAGCCACCAGUUUCUGGAGAUGGCGAUGACGGUUCGGUUACCAGCACCACCGCCAAGCUUGUGGCGCCUCCGCUCUCGGAAACCCAAUCCGUUCUUUAGCCUCCCAAAACUAUUUCCUCCGGAGGUCUCUUUUCCACGGAGAGUUGAACUCUACUUUUCUUGUACAGCCAGCGGCAAGGUUGAAGCUUUUUUCGCCUUCCCCUGUUUUCUGUUGGAUUCCUAAACUGGUGGGAUCUUACUAGCACAAACAGAGCAACUAUGGAAUCUUGUUUUAUGGGCAUGAUUGUUAAAUUAUAGAGGCUCGUAGAGUCUGCAGGAGACCGGAUUGUCUUCCACUGUGCGCUUGUGAACAUUACGAAUCAGUAGGCCAUGGGUGGGGUAAAUGUCAGGAAUUUCGAGUUUUCUGCCCUACUCAGGCCAAUGAAAAGCGACAACGUAAAUGUCCCAACUUCUAUUUUCCACGUUUCCGGCGAUUAAAACCAGGACACGAACACUCCUUCCCUUGACAAUCUGCUACUUCUGCUAGAACUAUGGAGUCCAAGACAAGAGUUGGGUGGGUGGCCUUAACCAUCGUUGUCCUCGUCUCAUGCUGCCUGGAACCUUUACACUUCAAUCUCCCAACUACUGAGGCUCGUGCAGCUGACGCCGGCGGCUUAGUGAGACUGAGCCUCAGGAAGCGUCCUCUCCGUCUUGAGGAUGUUAAGGCAAAGGCAGCGGCAGCGGCAGGAGGACGAGCAUCCCUCGUCGCCGCCGGUGAUAGUGGAAAUGGUGCUAGCGCUCUUCCUCUGAAGAAUUACUUCGAUGCUCAGUACUUCGGAGAAAUUGGGAUCGGCACCCCUCCCCAGCAAUUCACCGUUGUCUUUGACACCGGCAGCUCCAAUCUCUGGGUUCCCUCCUCCAAAUGCUACUUCUCUAUUCCAUGCUAUUUCCACUCCAAGUACAACUCUACCCGUUCAGCAACAUACCACACCAACGGAGAAUCUUGUGAAAUCAACUAUGGGUCUGGAUCAAUAUCUGGGGUUUUGGGUCAGGAUAACGUUGAGCUUGGAGAUCUUCUUGUCGAGGAUCAAGUUUUUAUUGAGGCUACCCGAGAAGGCAGUAUUUCCCUUCUGGUUUCUAAGUUUGAUGGAAUUCUUGGCCUUGGGUUUCAGGAAAUGUCUGUUGGGGAUGCUGUCCCUGUCUGGUAUAACAUGGUGCAGCAACGUCUUGUGAAAGAGGAAGUGUUCUCGUUUUGGCUGAAUCGAGAUCCAAAUGCGCUAGAGGGGGGCGAGCUAGUUUUUGGUGGCAGUGAUCCGAAGCACUUCAAAGGAAACCAUACUUAUGUCCCUGUCAUUCAAAAGGGUUACUGGCAGUUAAACAUGGGGGACUUCCUGAUUGGAAACCUCUCUACAGGCGUUUGUGAAGAGGGUUGUGGUGCAAUUGUGGAUUCUGGGACAUCCUUACUUGCUGGUCCAACUAGUAUUGUCACGGAGAUCAAUCACGCCAUUGGUGCUGAAGGGGUUGUGAGUGCAGAGUGCAAGAAAGUGGUUAGUCAGUUUGGGGACAUGAUAUGGGAUCUCUUGAUUUUAGGGGUAAAACCCGAUCAAGUAUGUUCACAGCUUGGCGUGUGCAUGUUCAAUGGGGCUCAGUAUGUGAGUUCUGAGAUUGAGCAAGUGGUGAAGGAAAAUGAGGGAGCAUCAGUUAACAAUGACCUUCUGUGCACUGCUUGUGAGCUGCUAGUCAUCUGGGUCCGGAACCAACUCAAACACAAGGAGAUAAAGAAUGCAGUCCUCAACUACGUCGCCGAGCUGUGUGAGAAGCUGCCGAGUCCAUCUGGAGAGUCCAUAGUUGAUUGCAACAACCUUCCAACCAUGCCCAACGUCUCUUUGACAAUUGGGGACAAACUCUUCAGCCUCACUCCGGAGCAGUACGUUCUGAAGAUCGGGGAAGGCAUUUCAGAGAUCUGCGUCAGUGGGUUCAUGGUUUUUGACGUCCCACCUCCUCAAGGUCCUUUGUGGGUUCUUGGAGAUGUGUUCAUGGGUGUGUAUCACACGGUGUUCGACUCUGGUAACCUCCAACUGGGUUUUGCUGAAGCUGCAUAACUAAGAGAUCAUCAUCUCGGUAUCACGGAAUGGUGUCGCUGGUGUAACAUAUGCAGCUGCAUUCUACCUCCACGAGCUAGCACGAGAUGUACGGUUCAUGUAAAGAAUAAUAACAAUAUAUAGCAGUGGAGAACCAGAAGGGCUGAUGCCACAUUUGAUCUCGAUUGUAUGGCCCUUAUUGUGUUUGACAUCCCAUGGUUACUUGGCCCUCCGUGCCAGCUAGCAUUGAAACAACUAUGAACUGCAAGUACAUUGUACAUGAUGCCAUUUCCCCAAUAAUCCCUACAAAUUUAU